CUCAAACCGUGUCUUUUGUCUCCAACUGCGGUCAUUCGGCCUCACUUCGCAGACAUCAUCAUCUGUCUCUCCUUCACCCUCGAGAAAUGCUGGCAGACUGUCUGCGAUGACACCGGCAUGUCCCGGUCUUUGUUUUUUUUCUUACUCGUCGCCAUCUUCGCCUUGACUGCCCGUGCGACCGACUACUUUGAACAGUUGACCCUCACUCCUCUUCCUCUCGGAUCCCUCCUCGCCUCUUUCGACUUCCGCAGUAAUGAGACCCUUCAAGACUACGAAGCUCAGAACUACAGAUACUUCCCCCGGUCUCUAGGUCAGGCGUUAAAACAUGCAGACACCAAAGAAUUACAUUUGAGAUUCACCACCGGGAGAUGGGACCCUGAGACUUGGGGUGCCAGACCUUGGAAUGGUUUCAAGGAAGGCGGCACAGGAGUCGAGUUAUGGGCUUGGAUCAAUGCCGCCACCGAAGAAGAGGCUUUUCAAAAAUGGUCGAAAUUGACCCAGUCGCUUUCCGGCUUGUUUUGUGCGUCCAUCAACUUCAUCGACUCUACCAGGACCACCAAACCUGUCCGGAGUUUUGAGAGUGUAGCGACAUAUCCAGCACAGGGUCACAAUCUUCAUCUGCUACAUGGCGUCCUUCCUGGAGAAGUCGUCUGUACGGAGAACUUGACUCCGUUCCUCAAGCUGCUGCCUUGUAAAGGCAAGGCUGGAAUAUCUAGCUUGUUGGAUGGUCACAAGGUCUUUGAUGCCUCCUGGCAAAGCAUGUCAAUCGACGUGAGACCAAAGUGUGAUCUAGGACCUGGUCACUGUCAGAUUGAAAUCGACCAGACCAUUGAUGUGGUUCUCGACAUUGAAAGGUCUAAGAGACCUAGAGAUAACCCCAUCCCUCGACCCGUCCCCAACGACCAAUUGAUCUGCGAUGAGACAAAACCAUACCAUUCUCACGACACUUGCUAUCCCAAGGAUAUGACGGACGACAUGGCAUGGUCGUUAAAGGACGUUUUUGGGAGGACGAUGGCAGGUGCCUGUCCCCUUGCCGAAGAAGAGGGACCGGAAGCCAAAUCCGUCUGUCUCAAUGUUCCACAUGAUCGAAUGGUGUUUAUUGGUGCCAGUGGAUUCGAGAGCAAAUCUCCGCCAGGCGAGGCUGAGAGAAGAUGUUAUCAAGUCAUACCAAAGGAAGCCUUUGACCUGGAAUUGCCACAGCAAGGAUUAGACACUCGACAUGAACUUGACCCGGAGUUGUUGAGAGUGGAAAGGACCAUUACUGGUCACGGAGCAGCUCAAGGAGGGAUGAGAAUCAUCAUCACCAAUCCGUCGCCGACCCACGUCGUCGACUUUGUCUACUUCGAAAGUCUACCAUGGUUCCUGCGACCUUAUGUGCACACCCUCAAAGCACAGAUGACGCACAAUAGUGCCGAAUCCAACGAAUCCAUCAUCAAAGACAUGUACUAUCGACCAGCAGUUGACCGCAAGAGAGGCACGCAACUCGAAUUGGUCAUGUCUGUACCGCCCUCCAGCACUGUCAUGCUGACCUAUGACUUUGAAAAAGCAAUCCUCCGAUAUACCGAGUAUCCCCCAGAUGCCAACCGAGGAUUCAAUGUCGCCCCUGCGGUGAUCAGGGUUUUGGCCGAUCAUGGUCAAGGUGGUGUGUUCAAUGAUGUAUAUAUCCGAACCACCAGCCUCCUCUUACCUCUCCCCACGCCGGAUUUCAGCAUGCCGUAUAAUGUCAUCAUCUUGACGAGUACAGUGAUGGCUCUAGCCUUUGGAAGUAUCUACAAUCUCCUGGUUAGGCGCUUGGUGGCGGUAGAUGAAGUCGGGGAUGGUCGUCUGAAGACACUGGUCAAACCUAUCAAAGGCUUGGUGGUCAAGAUUAAAGACCGAUUUAGGGCAAAGGCAACCAAGGUAGAAUAGAGUAGAAUGAAAAGAAUGAAUGAUCAUG
Exophiala mesophila is the source of this 1936-nucleotide messenger RNA. RefSeq lists its product as uncharacterized. Bases 118 to 1908 code for a protein of 596 amino acids. The record is from RefSeq and is a predicted model, not a curated record. Gene Ontology annotation, cellular component: GPI-anchor transamidase complex. Gene Ontology annotation, biological process: attachment of GPI anchor to protein. The transcript has a single exon. NCBI's taxonomy places the organism in Eukaryota, Fungi, Ascomycota, Eurotiomycetes, Chaetothyriales, Herpotrichiellaceae.